This is a messenger RNA of Hyalella azteca, 1234 nucleotides long. Its product is annotated as embryonic polarity protein dorsal. Gene Ontology annotation, cellular component: cytoplasm. NCBI's taxonomy places the organism in Eukaryota, Metazoa, Arthropoda, Malacostraca, Amphipoda, Hyalellidae. Gene Ontology annotation, biological process: non-canonical NF-kappaB signal transduction; cellular response to stress; regulation of DNA-templated transcription. The transcript is spliced from 7 exons. Gene Ontology annotation, molecular function: DNA-binding transcription factor activity; DNA binding. The record is from RefSeq and is a predicted model, not a curated record. The coding region runs from base 206 to 1234 and encodes 342 amino acids.
CUUGACAAUAUUCUGAAAUAAAGUUCUUGUUUUUAUUUGCAGAAACAUAUGAUUUUAACACAUAUCAGAAGCUGACUUGAAUUUGGAUUGGAUUGAUUUUAGUAUAAAUAUUAUUAAUAAUUAAUGCUAGUGACAUAAGUAUAUAGACAAGUACAAAGAAUGGACUCUUCAACAAAUUAAUCUUAUUGACAUUAGUAGCCAGAUAAUGUCUAGGAACGAGCUCCUGGGGUUGACCAAGACCACCAACAAGGAGCACUCAGCCAAAGCAAUGGAUUCCAGCACCUCAACCAGUGGCGAGAUGCACCAGAGCUUCAAGGAGAUGCUGGAGAAGUUGGCCUCAUCUGCCUCUGGCACGAGUCUUGCUCGCUUGGAUGUUAUGGCUUCUAUGCCUCCCAAGCCCACUAAUUUUGUGGCUAAUCCUCUGCUUAUGAAGAAGCACAAUGCAUUUGUGGAGAUAACCGAGCAACCUAGCGACUGCGGGCUCGAGAAGCUGGCUGAUGGCACUGAGGGUUCAGGCACCAUAAAAGGCCUCAACAGCACACUUUCUCACACCACCUGCCCUGCUAUAAGAAUAAUGGAGUACUACGGUCCCGCUAUUGUGUUGGUGUCGUGCGUGAGUGCUGACGGACCACCUCACUACCCGCACCCUCUGGAGCUGCGCCACGAGCAGGGCAAGGAGCCUCAUGGCGUCUACGUCAAGACGGUCGCGCUCGACAUGACGUGCAAGUUUACUGAUUUGUCUCUGGAUUAUGUGGUGCCGUCCUGCCAUCGUGAGGCGCUUCACAAGAGAGAACAACUUCAAAUAGAUCCAUUUCGAACUGGGUUUAAGAAGACAGAGAACAUUGAUGGACCUGCGUUCCGUUUGUGCUUCCAAGUUUUCCUGGAAGGUUCCAGCAGGGGCCAGUUUACGUUCCCUCUUCCCCCGGUGGUGUCGCGGCCUCUCCAUAUUCCAGUCAGUGGCUGCAACACCAAAACGGACACAAGCACCGCCAUGACGGGAGGGCGUGCAGACUCGCUACAUCACAACACCGAGACUGCAGAAAUGAAGGCUGAGUGCGUGAAGUCGAGCACCGCCACAAUGAAGCUCAGUGGUGAAGCUGCACCUGGUGGUGCACCGUGCCUGGAAUUGUCACAUAAAAAUUCCGAAGAGUCCUGUAAAGCGUCUGAAAAACGGGCAAAAUCCACAUGGCGUUUCCAAAGAACAACCUUCAUUUCCAACAAUCUCCUUGUAUGA